GUUUUUGUCCGUCCUCCUGAAGCUCUUUGUUCUUUCUCUCCGCCGUCUCUCUUCAUCCGCGCGACGCUUAACGAUCUCAGGUGGCCGAUCUUGUCUCUCGAAAUUCGCUCUCACUACUCUCUUAUCGUAUUUGUGCAUUUGACUCAAUACUGUGUCUCUCUCACAGCCAUGGCCUCCGCCGCAGAAGUUGACGCUGAGAUUCAGCAACAGCUCACCAACGAGGUCAAGCUCUUUAACCGCUGGACCUAUGAUGACGUUUCGGUCACAGACAUCAGUCUUGUCGACUACAUUGGAGUUCAGGCAGCUAAGCAUGCGACUUUUGUUCCCCACACCGCCGGAAGAUACUCUGUGAAGAGAUUCAGGAAGGCUCAAUGCCCCAUUGUUGAGAGGCUCACAAACUCUCUGAUGAUGCACGGAAGAAACAACGGAAAGAAACUGAUGGCUGUAGGGAUUAUCAGGCACGCUAUGGAGAUCAUCCAUCUCUUGACCGACCAGAACCCAAUUCAAGUCAUCAUCGAUGCCAUUGUUAACAGUGGUCCUCGUGAAGAUGCAACUAGGAUUGGAUCUGCUGGUGUUGUUAGGAGACAAGCCGUGGAUAUCUCCCCUCUGAGACGUGUUAACCAGGCCAUCUUCUUGCUUACCACAGGUGCUCGUGAGGCUGCUUUCAGAAACAUUAAGACUAUUGCUGAGUGCCUUGCUGAUGAAUUGAUCAACGCAGCCAAGGGCUCUUCCAACAGUUAUGCCAUCAAGAAGAAGGAUGAGAUUGAGAGAGUUGCCAAGGCCAAUCGUUAA
This is a messenger RNA of Thlaspi arvense, 792 nucleotides long. The record is from the annotation of a GenBank genome assembly. NCBI's taxonomy places the organism in Eukaryota, Viridiplantae, Streptophyta, Magnoliopsida, Brassicales, Brassicaceae.